UCCUCCUGCCUCCCCCCCUGCCUCACAGCUCCCUCCCCUACGGUCACCGUCUCGGGGCCAGAGCAGGCAACUUCUCGGAGGAUCUAGGAUGCAGUAAUGGAGCCCCCUGGACGAAGGACGUUUAUUGCUCUGUGUUUUUGCGCAGCACUUCUCCCCAUGUCAGAGGUCUCCUCGGAAGGCGUCCACGUUCCGUCAGUACUCCAUGGCGUCAAAGGCAAGUCCCUCCUCCUCUCCAUGGAUACUCAGUACCGCCUGGAUGAGGCUGAGAUCCAGGGAAGCUGGUACCAGACCCCGCCCGGCGGGAGCAAGGAGCUCCUGGUGAGCUUCCACACCUUCCACAACCAGAGCGCUAGCGUGGUGGCCUCCAUGAGACACAGGGAACGCUUCUCCUUCCGGAGCCCAGACGUCUCGCUGCUGAUCCCCAGGCUGGACGAGGCGGCCGAGGGGGAGUACCACCUGGACCUGUCCAUCCAGUUCCCCAACAGGAACGACCUCCUCAGCGUGGAGAGGACAGUCCGCGUCACCGUGGACGUACCAGUGUCCACCCCCGUUAUUGAGAAGAAUCCGUCUUCCACCGUCGUCGAGGACAAGGAGAACGUGACCUGGACCUGCUCGGUGAAGAACGGUACCAGGGUCCGGUACCAGUGGCUGAGGAACAGCGUGCCCCUGGACGCCAGCGAUCGUCAUCGGUUCUCCCAGGACAACUCCACUCUGACCAUAUGCCCGGUGAGGAAGGAGGACAUCGGCCAGUACCACUGCCUGGCCCGGAACCACAUCAGCCAGAGACGGAGCCAGACAAUGGACCUCAGUGUCUUCUACGGUCCCUACAACCUGGCUGUGAGAUCUGACCACGGCUUGCGUACUGGGGAGGUCUUCACGGUGAAUCCUGGCGAGCUGGUGUUCUUCCAUUGCCAGGCCGACUCCAACCCUCCCAACAGCUUUAUCUGGAUCUCCAAGACCAAAAACACCACAGAGGUCAUCGCCGUCGGACAGCGUCUGGAGGUCACGUCCUACAAGCUCGCCCAGGCGGAGGAGUUCCUUUGUAGGGCCUUCAACAAUGUGACCCAGAAGCAGGACGAGACCCAGUUCACCAUGGUAGUCGCCAGCCUGGGGACGGGGAAGGAGAAAUAUUUCCAGGACAGCAGUUCAUUUUCUCCUCUGGCAGGCAUCAUCCUCACCUCUCUGUUCGUCAUCGUUGGCUGCAUAUUGCUGGUCUACUUCAGAAAGACCUGUCAUCCUAAGAGAGUUCUCAUGAACAUCUAUAACAGACCUUUGACAGAACAGAAGCGCCCAAACCGUUCAGGUCACGAGGAUGCAACUGAAGACUUUGGCAUCUAUGAGUUUGUCUCUAUACCUGGGAAAAUGGAAUCUACACAGGCGUCAAGCAGAUCUCUGGCUCACAGAGAGUCGGUCCAGGAUUUGCAUACCACCAUCUAUGACGUUAUCAGACACAUCCCUGAAACUCCCACGCUGGCCACCCAGGGUCUGCUAGUGAGGCACGGCGAGGCCUGAUCACCGGACCAGAGUUCUAAACACCCUCUCCCGCCCAAAUGGAAUCCUGUUUAAAAUACAUAGCUCUACUUUUGACCGGAGACCCAUGAAUACGUACCUUCACCAAAGUCCCAAGCACUUCUCUGAAAUCCCAUGGACAUUGUUCAUCAAUGAAUGAAGCCAAAGAGCUUUGAUGUGUGAAUAACAUAUACCCUUUUGUUUUGAUGACUCUAACGGUAUAUGAUUUAUAUGUCUCUGAGAGUGAGGUUGUUGUUGGAUGUAUUGCGAGUACAGUGGUUCCAAUGCUUCGUUUUUCAAUGUUUUAUUCAGAAGCAACAGGAUAUAGGUUACAUACCGUUACAAGCCAAGUUAUGGGUUGCUUUUUACAACAUCAACUGGAAACUAAGUAGCAACAGUACUUAUCUUUAUAUUUUGAUGCUUACAUUCAUGAAAGGGCCAAAGUAAUGACCCUUGCAUGUACCCGAGAUUCCACAGAGUCUAACAAAUCAAUCAAUCAAUCAAAUUUACCCAUUUGAACCAAACUCUAAGGGGUGGCCAGUCCUCUUCUGGCCAUCACGUGUAUAUCGGUCACCGAGGUGUGCAUGGAUAUAGAGAGCAAAAGAAGUCUACCCGUGGAAAGCUGCAGGAUAUAGACAGCAAGUGACAUUAUUGGCUUCUUUAAUUUGAAAAACUGAAAAAACUAAGUAGAUAACCAAAACUGCAGGUAAGGAGAGAAAUAAGCUAAAUCCCAGACGAAUGUACGUACAAUCAAAGAAGGUUCCCCCACUCCCCUCCCAGGGAGUCAUGACCCCAUAUCCCACCCAGUGCCUUCCCUCUGUCACCUGUUACCUGUUACCCCACAAUCCCCUCGAUCCAUGCUUCCCAUUGCAUCUAGCUGCCCCAUUACCCUCCCCACCUCCCUCCCCAUCUCCCUCCCCACACCGCCAGCUGAAAAUCGCUCCAGAGGGUGUUGAAUUUUGGAAUUUCAAUUUGGAAUUUUAAAUCUUAUGAGAUUUUCUUUUAAAGUACAGGAAAAAUGUAGCACUGUUCCCACGUCCUACUUAUUAUUUUGAAAUAUUUAUUUAAAGGACAACUUUCUGUCUUGAAAAUUAUUUUAUUUUAAAUUUGUAUUUAUAUUCAAUGUGCUUUUUUCUGAGGCUUCUGAUAGGGUGCAAGAAUAUUAAUAUGAAUUAAUGAUCACAUUGCACAUCAAAAAAAAUAUCGAUUUGUUGUUUAACAUUAGUUUGAAACAGAUUAAUGCAACAUCUCUUCUCCAAUGCACUGCAAUUGUUUCAUCUUAUUUUCUAUGCACAGUAUUUCUGUUUUAUUUAAUUAAAGUCCAACGUAUUUCCAUUUAAACAACUGGUAGUUCUUUUCUCAAUAUAGUAUUUUAUUUCAUGUUAACAUCUGUCAAAAGCACUCCACUGAAGUGUAAAAGGAUGGAUCCCCAGUGCUGUUGUCACCCUACAGAGUAUUGUACAGUUUCCAUUACCGAUGUCCAUUUUGUAUUUGAAUAAAGAUUUA
Messenger RNA from Esox lucius (northern pike), 3015 nucleotides. It is a transcript of the gene hepacam2, whose product is annotated as HEPACAM family member 2. The record is from RefSeq and is a predicted model, not a curated record. Bases 97 to 1512 code for a protein of 471 amino acids. The transcript has 9 exons. Lineage: Eukaryota; Metazoa; Chordata; Actinopteri; Esociformes; Esocidae.